AUGAUGCGUGACGACGAGCAUAAUGGCGAAGACCUCUCGACUCUAUCUCCUUACUCUACCCCCCCUUCCCCGGACACGCUCACCAGUUUGAUUAGGCGGUUACGCGUGCUUACGCUGAAGCUAUUACCAGUCGAAGUCCCAGUUGAAAGCAUAAACGACCCCACAAGCAGAGUUAUCACGCUGCAGGUCAUCUCUGCAUAUAUCGGUGCAGCAGGAGAUUUUUUGGAUGCUUUGCCGUACUGUUUGCUACGCGCACACAAGGACUUCCGAUGGGAUGCCAACCACAACCCUGCAGAUUACGAAGAAAACACUUGCAGAGCGACUGCUUGUGAGGUACUUGCGCGACGAGUUGUCCAUCAGGCAGGACCAGACAGGAUCAGCCAUAUGCUGUCUACUCGGUUCAGGCAUAGCGAACCUGACGGUGAUAUGAGUGAGAAUGCCAGUGCGCUUGAGUUAGCUAUCGAUUCACAUUGUAUUAUAUUCCUGUCAUCGAGCGAAGCCCAAGCAGUCGUCGACGAUAUCUGGCGCGGAGAGUUGAUACAGAAACGCGACAAAGAUGGUGAAACAAAAUUUGUACCAUACAAACAUUCGUUCAGCAGCUUUUGGGAGCACCUUGAUCCUUCUCGCAUGGGGGUUCCACGGUAUCUGAAUAUGUUCCGGAUCAUCGUGUGGUUUCUCUUCCUAAUUGCGUACUCUCAGGCUGUCCGCGAACCAUUGGAUAAGCUAAAUCCAGACCACUCCGAUUUUGAAGCCUGGGAAAUCAUCAUGUACAUCCUGGGGUUGUCGUUUUCAUUCGAAGAUUUGCACAAGAUCUACCAGCUGCUACUAUUCGUCUCAUGGCGAGCACUAGGCUUCUGGCACGUGGUGUCCUUCCUCACAGACUCGCUGCUCCUUGCUGCAUUCAUACUUCGUGUUUGGGGAAUUGCUGCGGCAGACCCUCAGAGUGUCAUGUUGCGUACACGCAGUUUCCAGUGCCUGAGUUUUGUUGCCCCACUCAUUUGGAUGAAACUUAUCCCUAUAUUCGACGGUUUUAAGUUCGUGGGCACAAUGCAGAUAUGUGUUGCCCGGAUGCUCAAGGAGUCAGGAAUUUUCUUCGGACUGCUUGCACUACUAGGGAUAGGUUUUCUGCAAGGACUGUAUGCCCUGGAUGCGGCAGAUGGACAGGCUGAUCAUCCGUACGAGGUUAUGCAUGUGCUAGUACAAUCUCUGUUGCAAUCACCAGAUUAUCAGAAGUUCUCCGCUAGCCCCUCCGGACAACUGCUAUAUUAUCUAUGGAAUGUUGCGACCACUCUCAUCCUCCUGAACGUUCUCAUCUCUUUGUUCUCUUCUGCAUAUGAUGAUGUAAUAGAAGAUGCCGCGGCCCAAUAUCUCACUUACUUCGCCGGCAAAGUGGUUGGGAUGCUCAGGGCGCCUGAUGAUUACGCCUAUCCUGCGCCGUUCAAUCUCAUUGAGACCUUUCUCAUAGCGCCGUUCGAAUUUUUCGUUAGCACAAAGGCGUACUCGAAGAUCAACCGCUACGUCAUGCUAGUACUGUUCGUCGUCCCGCUGUCCAUGAUCGUGGUGUACGAGUCCGAGCUCGAUCCCGCCAAGAACAAGUGGGUGAAGGACUGGCUGAGCUACCCCGAUGAGGACAGCGAGGACGACCCGCAGGUGCAGAACCCGGAGGUCGCAGUGGUCGAUGCGGAGCGGGGACUCAGGAUCAGCAAGGUGCCGUUCGAGGCACUGGUGAAGGAGUUCCCGGAUACCACCCAUUCGAGCGAGGCUGUAAUCCUUAGAGAGGUGCGGGAUCUGAAGGAGCAGAUCGAGGAGCUGAAGAAGCUACUAGCACAGAAGGCAUGA
Sparassis crispa is the source of this 1839-nucleotide messenger RNA. Its product is annotated as calcium activated cation channel. NCBI's taxonomy places the organism in Eukaryota, Fungi, Basidiomycota, Agaricomycetes, Polyporales, Sparassidaceae. The transcript is spliced from 23 exons. The record is from RefSeq and is a predicted model, not a curated record. The coding region runs from base 1 to 1839 and encodes 612 amino acids.